Aspergillus clavatus NRRL 1 is the source of this 1692-nucleotide messenger RNA. Its product is annotated as putative alpha/beta hydrolase. Bases 1 to 1692 code for a protein of 563 amino acids. NCBI's taxonomy places the organism in Eukaryota, Fungi, Ascomycota, Eurotiomycetes, Eurotiales, Aspergillaceae. The transcript is spliced from 2 exons. Gene Ontology annotation, cellular component: mitochondrial inner membrane. The record is from RefSeq and is a predicted model, not a curated record. Gene Ontology annotation, biological process: cardiolipin acyl-chain remodeling. Gene Ontology annotation, molecular function: A2-type glycerophospholipase activity.
AUGGCAUCAGAGUCAUUGAGAUCGUCGAAAGACGAUCUUCAUGAUCGCAGUCAGCCUGAGCCGUAUACCGCUCAGCGAGACGAUACGCCACAUGCUGUCCGAGCCGCUCACACGGCCGCGGCCCGCUCCUCGUGGUUUCCACUGGGUUACAAGGAAGGCUUCAGUCAAUGGUGGGCUAGUAUGCCAGCUGCCGCGGCAGAACACACAGUCCUUUCAUUCUUGCCCUAUCUCCAGCACGAACCCCCUACCCAUCUGCAGACUGGUAAGACCAGCAACCGGACCGAUGGCGUAGCGCAGAGUCUCCAGUCCGCCGAUACGAGUCAGCAAGGCGAGGUGGCGACUAAUUCUCUCGACGAUCCGUACGGACCGCGCCGUUGGCGAUCGAGCAUGGUUGAACUGAGCGGCAAGAAUAGGGCUCUCAACGAGUUCUCCGUGGAAAGAAUCGGCGAGGAGGCUGAUCAGCACCUGGUCAUGCUGCACGGAUACGGUGCGGGACUGGGUUUCUUCUACAAGAACUUCGAACCUCUGAGUCGACUGAAAGGCUGGCAGCUACACGCCUUGGACAUGCUGGGUAUGGGCCGUAGUACUCGCCCACCGUUCCGUAUCAAGGCGAAGAACCGAGAGGACGCCAUCAAGGAAGCAGAGGAUUGGUUUGUUGAUGCGCUGGAAGAAUGGCGCGUGAAACGCAAAAUUGAGCGCUUUACGUUACUUGGUCACAGCUUGGGAGGCUAUAUGGGGGUUGCUUAUGCCCUCAAAUACCCAGGCCGCUUGAACAAGCUCAUUCUGGCUUCUCCCGUCGGAAUACCGGAGGAUCCGUAUGCUGUCACAGCCGAUAUGCCCGAGGCGUCCGAUUCCACUUUGGCCAACGAGUUCACCCAGGAUCAGCAAACCAUCGCAGAGACAUCAUCGUCCGUCCCUCCCGAAAUAGCGCAGAAAGGUGACAACAACGUUCUCCUCAGAGGAUACGGCAAUGCGGCGACAGCUACGCAAGAAGCUCGUGCACCCCGUCGCACUCUUCCCAAAUGGUUCGCGUAUCUCUGGGAUGCCAACAUCUCUCCCUUCAGUCUAGUCCGGUGGGCUGGGCCCCUGGGACCCCGCAUUGUGUCCGGCUGGACCUCACGACGCUUCUCCCAUCUGCCAACCGAAGAAGCAAAAGCAUUGCAUGACUACUCAUACUCGAUUUUCAGCCAACGCGGCAGUGGAGAAUAUGCUCUCGCCUACAUCCUUGCUCCGGGAGCCUUCGCUCGCAGCCCCCUGAUCCGGCGCAUCCAGAACGUCGGACGGCAGAUGAUCCAGCCCUCGUCGGGCGGCUGGGAACCCGCCAAAGUCACAGACGCCUCUUCUGUGCAAUCGCCAUCUGCUUCUGGCCCAGCAGAGCCUACAUCUGGUGCCCAGGCUUCUUUGCCGCCGAUCAAGCGCGAGACAGGUAUCCCGGUGGUCUUCAUGUACGGCGACCACGACUGGAUGGAUGCAGCGGGUGGUCUGGCAGCGAAAGCCAAGAUUGAGGAGGAGAAACAACGUGUGCUCCAGAACGCUACGCCAGAAGAGCGCGAGGCCGACAACGGCUCGGCCAAGGUGGUGAUCAUUAAGAGAUCGGGACACCAUCUCUACCUUGACGGGUGGCAGGAAUUCAACCAAGUCGUAUUGGACGAAAUGCAAGAAGUGAGUCAGAGGGAUGGGGCUCGGACGUGA